UGUGACACCAAAAGUCCAAAACGUUCUUCUCUGUGAUCAGAGACUCUUGGUAGUUUUAGGCUUUGGACUUACCUGAUGCUUGUCCCUGUGCAGGUACGGUGACAUGAGAGUGAUGAUGACCUACGAGCUGUUCAGCAUGUGGCAGAACCUGGGUGAGAAUAAGAUCCACUUCAUCCCCGGGAUGAUCGGCCCGUUCCUGGGAGUCACGCUGGUCCCUCAGGUGGAGGUGAGAAACAUCAUGAUCCCCAUCUUCCACGACAUGAUGGACUGGGAGCAACGCAAGAACGGAAACUUCAAGCAGGUGGAGGCUGAGCUGAUCGACAAGCUGGACAGUUUGGUGUCUGAGGGGAAAGGUGACGAGAACUACAGAGAGCUCUUCAGUUUGCUAACCCAGCUGUUUGGGCCCUACCCCAGUCUGCUGGAGAAGAUUGAGCAGGAGACAUGGAGAGAGACGGGGGUUUCCUUUGUCACCUCAGUCACGAGGCUGAUGGAGCGGCUGCUGGACUACCGGGACUGUAUGAAGGGAGAUGAGACAGAGAACAAGAAGAUCGGCUGCACUGUUAAUCUGCUGGUGAGAUUUAAUGUUGCCCUGAUGUUUUUCCUCACUGACUUCCACAGACCCUUUACUGUGACAAAUGCUCUCUGGUAUUUACUGGACCACAUGCACUAGUGUAGGUUUGGAUUA
Molecule: messenger RNA, 685 nt
Organism: Monopterus albus (swamp eel)
Lineage: Eukaryota; Metazoa; Chordata; Actinopteri; Synbranchiformes; Synbranchidae
Product: dedicator of cytokinesis protein 3-like
Exons: 6
Coding region: 104-670 (188 amino acids)
Biological process (GO): small GTPase-mediated signal transduction
Cellular component (GO): plasma membrane; cytoplasm
Molecular function (GO): small GTPase binding; guanyl-nucleotide exchange factor activity
Source: RefSeq, a predicted model, not a curated record